AUGGAGGAAAGGACAACGGAGGUGGAAGAAAACGGAGGAUGGAAGGCACCGGAGGGUGGAAGGAAGGACAAUGGAGGGGUGAGUGGACACGAGGAAAGGAGGAUGGACAACGGAUGGAGGAAGGACAAAAGGAGGAAGGAGGAGAGAUGGAGGAAUGGAAUGGAGGGUGGAAGAAUGAGGAAGAAUGGAGGGUGGAUGGAAGGACAACGGAGGAUAGUGGAUGAUCAGAAGAAUGGAGGAAAAGGAGGGUGGAUAAUGGAUAAAGGUGACACUGUCAGCAGUACCCUGGAGUCGAGCUGCUUAACGGACUUGGACUGUUCAUCAGUCAGGAAGUUUGUGUGCUUCACGAAGACCUGCAAGUGUAUACCAGGGUACAGCUUCAACCCUGCCAACAACAGUUGUACAAGACAGAGGAGGAGGAGUGGUGAGAAAGAUAACGGGAGGACGAGAGAGGAGGAGGAGUCAGAGAGACAACGGACGAGACAAAGAGGAGGAGGUGAGAGAGACAACGUGAGGACAGAGAGGAGGGGUGAGAGAGAUAACGGAGUGGACGAGAGAGGAGGAAACGGAGACAACAACGGAGGACACAGACAGGAGGAGGUGAGAGACAACGGACUGAGUGGACAGAGACAACGGACAACGGAGAGACACAUAACGGAGGGACAGGUGAGAAAACGACAACGUGGACGGACACCGAGGAUAACGGAGAGGAGAGACAACGGAAGGACAGGAGGAGAGACAUGGACCGACAGAGACAGGAGAGGAGGUGAGAGAGACAACGAGGACAGAGGAGAAGAGAGACAACGGACGGAGGAGGAAGGAGACAACGGAGAGGAGACAACGGAGGAGAGAGAGAGGAGAGACAACGAGAGAGACAACGGAGUGGACAGAGGAAGGAGAGAGACAACGACAUGGAAGGAGAGGACACAACGGAGGACAACGGGAGGAGAGAGAACGGAGGACAGAGUGAAUUGGAGAGAUAACGGACGGACAGACAGAGGAGAAUGGAAGGACACAGAAGGAGGAGAGACAACGGACAGAGUGGAAGGAGAGAGACAACGGACAGAGGAAGGAGAGAGGAGACAACGACGACGGACAGGAAGGAGGAGAGACAACCUGAGUGGACAGAGGAGGAGUGAGACACAACGAGACCAGAGGAAGGAGACAGAGGAGAUAACGGAGAAGGACAGGGAGAGAGACAACGUGACGGACAGAGGGAGAGAGAAAGGAGGAGACAACGGACCGGACAGGAGUGGAGAGAUAACGGACCGGACAGGAGAGAGAUAA
Haliotis rubra (blacklip abalone) is the source of this 1287-nucleotide messenger RNA. Its product is annotated as zinc finger CCCH domain-containing protein 13-like. The record is from RefSeq and is a predicted model, not a curated record. Lineage: Eukaryota; Metazoa; Mollusca; Gastropoda; Lepetellida; Haliotidae. Bases 1 to 1287 code for a protein of 428 amino acids. The transcript is spliced from 4 exons.